Plasmodium falciparum 3D7 is the source of this 1107-nucleotide messenger RNA. RefSeq names its product prodrug activation and resistance esterase (gene PARE). NCBI's taxonomy places the organism in Eukaryota, Apicomplexa, Aconoidasida, Haemosporida, Plasmodiidae. The record is from RefSeq and is a predicted model, not a curated record.
AUGAAGAGCCAGGGUGGAGGGAAGAUAUCGAGGAAGAGCUCCACAGGUUCGAGCAGUAGUCGAUUAGAUGGGAAUCCCAAAUUGGAUUCUUUUCAUAAUAAGGAUGGGUUAUCUUUAAAAACUUAUGCAUGGACGGUUAAAAAUCCAGUAGGUGUUAUAAUAGCAUGUCAUGGUAUGAAUUCUCAUGUACGUUUAGAAUAUUUAAGACAUAAUGUCGAGGUAGUAAAUAAUAAUAAGGCAAUAUUAAAAGAUGGUGAUAAUUAUUAUAUAUAUAAAAAUAGUUGGAUUGAGGAGUUUAAUAAAAAUGGAUAUUCAUUUUAUGGAAUAGAUUUACAAAGUCAUGGACAGUCAGAAGGAUGGAAAGGUUUAAGAACCCAUAUAAGACAAUUUGAUGAUAUAGUAUAUGAUUUUAUACAAUAUAUUAAUAGAAUACAUGAUAUGUUAUGUUUAAAAAAUAAAAAAGAUAAUAAUUCAUCCCUUCAUGAUAAUAUAAAUAAUAAUAAUAAUAUAUUACCAUUUUAUAUUAUGGGAUUAUCUAUGGGGGGUAAUGUUGUUUUAAGAACUUUACAAAUAUUAGGAAAAUCAAAAGAUAAUAAUAAUAAAUUAAAUAUAAGAGGAUGUAUACCAUUAGCUGGUAUGAUAUCUAUAGAUGAGUUAGCAACGAAACCAUCAUAUAAAUAUUUCUAUAUUCCAUUAGCUAAAUUCUUAGGAAGCUUUUUUCCAAGUUUACGUCUUACUCCUGGUUUACGUUUUAAUAUGUUUCCACAUAUGAAUGAUAUUAUGGAAUUUGAUAAAUUCAAAUUUAAAAAACAUGUAACAUGUAGAUUAGGUUAUGAGUUAUUAAAUGCUAUAAAUAACCUAAAUAAUGAUAUGGAUUACAUUCCUGAAAAUACACCUAUACUUUUUGCUCACUCAAAAAAAGAUAGUGUAUGCUUUUAUGGAGGUACAUUAAAAUUUUACAACAAACUUAAGUGUCUUAAAAAAGAAUUAUAUACCUUAGAUGACAUGGACCACCUUCUACCUAUGGAACCUGGAAAUGAAAGAGUUCUAAAAAAAAUUAUCACAUGGCUAGCUGUCCAUACCCCCAAACAAGAAGAACAAGUAUAA